Diaporthe batatas is the source of this 1074-nucleotide messenger RNA. RefSeq lists its product as uncharacterized. Lineage: Eukaryota; Fungi; Ascomycota; Sordariomycetes; Diaporthales; Diaporthaceae. The record is from RefSeq and is a predicted model, not a curated record. The coding region runs from base 1 to 1074 and encodes 357 amino acids. The transcript has 2 exons.
AUGGGCUUCUUCAAGACCGAGGCAAAGGCUCGCAGGAAGGAGGAGCUACAGGAGCAGCACAAGAAGGAGACAGCAGUGCCCGCGCCCUACUUCCACACCCCCACCCAUGCUCUGAAAGACUCACUACAGAGUGUCUCAGAUAUCAACAAGGGCACAGACCAUCAGAGACUCAAGGAAGCCCACCGACUGCGCCUUCAGAAGGAGGCAAUUGCCCUCGCCACCGGCUCAGACACCAACGCCACCAGCAUACCAGCCAACUACUGGCAGGGCCAGCCUCUCCCCGCCCAGUUCAAGGCUCCGACGCCCGCCGACUUGCGCAAGUUGGCCCUGUCCAGAUCUACCAUCCGAGGGAAGAACAUCGCACUGCCCGAGGCAUUGCUGGUAAAGAAGCAGUCGCAGAAAACCGUAGAUGAUGAAGGAUAUGCGUCAGGCGACGAGCUGAAAAGCAUGGCCAGGCGUUUCCGCCAGUCGCAAGCCGUGGCUGGUCCGUCUCGUCUGUCUGUGACCGCACAACCCCAGAGAGACGAAGCUAUAAAAGCCGCAGAAGCCGCCAGGGAAGCGGAGCUGGAGCGUCUCAGGAACAGGGUGAGGGAACUCGAGGCAGAGCGCAUGGGUAAGCAGAAUGGCCACGUUGGUCUCGCGGAUCGUCCAACCGUACUGACCAGAGCACCAGCCAACAAUGCCUCGCACCCGGUGAAUGGGAUCCAAGGCGGGGCCAGCUCAUCCUCGCGGUGGGGGUCGCAGUCUUCUGCGCAGUCUUGUGGAAAGGACAGCCAGAGCCAGAAGCAGGAUGACGAAUCUUCCCCACCGUCAACGCCGCCUUCCCGGGAUUCGGAUGGAGUGGCUCGCUAUGACUGGGCCAUGCACUGGGUACGCCUCGCGGCCGCCACGGACGAGGAGAGAGACAGCCUACCCCCGGCCGUUAACCCCCAGCAAUGUCUGGCACAAGGUGAAGAUCCGGAAGCAAGAGCGGAUCCCCAGCCAUACGACUCAUAUGCGCCCAGGUUCGGCGCAAACUGUCUGUCAGACCUUCCAGCUUCUCUUGCGGUCGCCAAAGGGCCAAGACAACCCUAG